Oncorhynchus gorbuscha (pink salmon) is the source of this 5122-nucleotide messenger RNA. RefSeq names its product adenosine receptor A1-like. The coding region runs from base 516 to 1646 and encodes 376 amino acids. The record is from RefSeq and is a predicted model, not a curated record. Gene Ontology annotation, cellular component: synapse; membrane; dendrite. Gene Ontology annotation, molecular function: G protein-coupled adenosine receptor activity. The transcript is spliced from 5 exons. Gene Ontology annotation, biological process: G protein-coupled adenosine receptor signaling pathway. Lineage: Eukaryota; Metazoa; Chordata; Actinopteri; Salmoniformes; Salmonidae.
UUCCCUCGCCGCAAUUACUAGAGAUUGUAUUGGAGCUGAUCGUACCCGCGGUCAUCAUCCUGUGUCUGAGUUCGGGACAGUUGCCGCUGUAGCCUUUAAAAAACACUCUGCUCUGCGUUUGUGAGCAAACUUUCGUUCUGGCAAAGAAGACUGGAUUCUACGCGGAACACCUUUGUAAAAAGAACCGGAAUAUAACGAACGAACGAUUUUUUACAUCAAUUUUCUAUUCUUAUUAAUGAUGACGACUAGCGGUGGUGCGAACUGAAUUGAGGCACUAUGUGGCCAGUGUGACUCAAUUACACAUUCUCUGGGGAAAUUGUUCCUCCUCAUUUUUGGGGGAGUGGGACACCAGACUUUCACUAAAACCACAAUAUGCAUGAUGUGUCCAAACCAGGGUCCACAUUCUGCCCAGUAAUGCAGGCUCAAAAAUGACUUUUCAACCAAUAUAUCUAGAUGCAUAACUUCCUAUGGAUCGAACAACAGAACAUCAUGCGCAGGCUUAAAGAAGAGUUUCAAUGCCUCUCCGAAUUCCACAAGGGAAUAUGAGGACUUCUCCACUCUGUCUUUCUGAGAUACUCGCAGCACAAGACAACAGGACCGACCAGGCUACCGGUACGAUGCCCGUCGAAGCCCUCUACAUGGUGAUGGAGGUGAUCAUCGCAGUGACUUCGGUGAUCGGAAACGUAAUGGUUAUCUGGGCGGUGCGGAUCAACCGUUCGAUGCGAGACACCACCUUCUGUUUCAUUGUGUCUCUGGCUCUGGCGGACAUUGCGGUGGGGGCUCUGGUCAUCCCACUGGCCAUCACCAUCAACAUCGGUUUCGAGAUGCACUUCUACAGCUGCCUGCUGGUCACGUGCAUCGUGCUGGUGCUCACGCAGAGUUCCAUCCUCGCGUUGCUGGCCAUCGCUAUCGACCGUUACCUGAGGGUGAAAAUACCCAUGAGCUACAAACAUGUGGUGACACGGCGGCGUGCAGGCACGGCGGUGGUGGUGUGUUGGAUGGUUGCCAUAGUGGUUGGCCUGACGCCCAUGCUGGGCUGGAACAACCAAAUCAAAUCAAAUCAAAUCAAAUUUAUUUAUAUAGCCCUUCGUACAUCAGCUGAUAUCUCAAAGCCGAUAGUGAUGUGUAAGUUUGAGAAAGUCAUCAGCAUGGACUACAUGGUCUACUUCAACUUCUUCGGCUGGGUGCUUCCGCCCCUCGUCCUCAUGCUGCUAAUCUAUGCUGAGAUAUUCUACAAGAUACACCACCAGCUCAACAAGAAGGUGACGGAGAGCCACGUAGACCGCAGCCAUUACUACAGUAAGGAGCUGAAACUAGCCAAGUCAUUGGCUCUGGUCCUCUUCCUGUUUGCCAUCAGCUGGCUUCCUCUAAACAUCCUCAACUGCAUCACACUGUUUAGCCCAAACGGUGACAAGCCCACGCUUCUCAUCUACAUCGCCAUCCUGCUCACACACGGCAACUCCGCUGUGAACCCCAUUGUCUACGCAUUUCAGAUCAAGAAGUUCCAGAAUGCGUUCCGGAAGAUCUGGAAGCAAUAUGUGCUGUGUAGGGACCCGGUAGGCAAGCUGCCCCAGAGAGGGAGUCAGAGGUGCCAGAGCAGAUUGGAGAGGAUGUUGAGGGCGAACGAUGAUAACAAUUAUGUCUGAUCUGGUGAUGAAGGUCAUAGGGGGGCACGGGUCUGUCGCAUCCCGCAAUGUGUAUGUUGUUUGGUGUGGUGUUCUUUUAUGCUUUUUAAAUUUGUACACUUUGUUUGUUAACCAUCUGUUAAUGAUGGCUUUUCAGUGGUGGGGUGUUGGACUGAUCGUGUUGAUCAUGAACAUACUCGGUACUAAAUUGACUGUUAUGGAAACGCUGCCGGCAGCGGAAUCCAAUACAGCAGAGGGUUUCUACUACAAUGCAACUCAAACACGAACGUAAUGGAUAUCCCAAGGGCCAAUCUAAUCCCUGAUUGUCUGCGAGUGGAUUACAAACCCACAUGUAAAUGUGGAAAAUGCAGGGGAAUCAGACAGAGAAGUAUGACAGGAUAGUAGACAGUAUAAAUAAAAUAAAAAACAUCCCUUACCUAACACCUUGCUGAUCAACGCCCAGUCACUGAGGGGGAAAGCGGAUGAGCUGUCAGCGAAUCUGCGCCUCCAACAUGAAUACUUGGAGGCCUGUUUGCUGGCGUUUACUGAGACUUGGCUGGAUGGGUCCCAGACAGGGAAGUGGAGCCAGCUGGCUUCACACUGGCUAGAUCGUGAUCUGACCGUCACAGAGACUCUGUACCCUCGAUAUUGAACUGCUUUCUGUGUCACUGCGACCCUACUAUCUGCCCCGUGAGUUCCCCCAAUUGUUUGUGACCGUUGUGUACAUUCAACCGAAAGAUAAUAUAGCAAAGGCAUCAGAGAUUAUUUAUAAUCUGUCACAGAAACUGGGUUCCAUCUCCCCCGACGCACCCACAUUUAUUUUAAUGGAUUUUAAACAACAGCACUUUGCACAAGGUCCUGCACACGUACAACCAGUAUGUGAAAUGUCACACUAGGAAAAACAAGACUCUUGACCUGUGCUAUGGAACCAUACCAAAUGCUUUCUCUGCCACCAACAGACCUCCCCUGGGGACAUCUGACCACAAUGUUGUCUACCUCCGGCCAACCUACUGUUAGCUCAUGGAGAGGGAGAAACCUACAGUUAAAACUGUCCAGAUCUGGAACGACAACCGUAUCACUCCUCUCCAAGGGUGUUUUGACUGUACUGUGGGGGGUAUUUGAAGACAGCAGCUCUGAUCUUAACAAACUCACAGAUGUUGUUUCAGACUUUGUCAACUUCUGUGUUGAGUCAGUUGUGCCUAUAAAAACCAGUAAAAUAUUCCCUAACAAUAAGCCUUGGGUAUCAAAACAUCUAAAAUCACUACUUGAUAGGAAGAAGGCAGUUUAUGCUGAGGGUGGUAGACAGGCUUUAAGAGAUGUACAACGUGAGAUAAAAAGACAGAUACUGGUGGACAAGGAGGCAUACAAGCAAAGGGUGGAGAGGACCCUCUCCUCAGGAAACUCAAGGGUGGCCUGGCAAAAGAUGAAAUACAUGGCUCAUGCCACCCACAUAGGCAGGGGAAAAACCAAUGCUGACCUUGGGAGACAUGAGCGCCAGAACAAGGCUAAUGAACUGAAUGUUUUCUUCUCAAGAUUUGAAUCAGACGACUUAGGAAGAAAACAAACAAAUGGAAGUAUCAUUACAAGUGUUAGAGAGGGUCGUUGUUAAACAGGCUGAUGUUUUGAAGUUGUUCAGUGGAUGUAAUGCACAAAAAAGCCCAGGCCUGGACAAAAUAAGUGGACAUUGAAGCACUGUGAUGAACAAAUAGUUGGUGUUUUUACAGACAUUUUCCAAUCCUCGCUUGACCGGCAACUGUGGUGGAAUAUUGACUCAGAAAUAUAACACAUUUUCUAGAACUUGUGAAUUCAAAUGAGACUUUAAUACAAGGUAGCAAAGCCGAGCCCUUCCACGUGAAGACUAUUUUACAAACGUAACAGAGCCGAUCCCCUCCAUGGAAAAUACUAAAUUCUCAUAUUACAGAGUCCUGCCUUUAUAGGAUUCUGUCUUUGCAUAACGUAUAAAGUCCCCUCCCUGUAUAUGAAAAUAGCUUCCCUUGACUUUUCUUUAUCAUCACUUUUCCAUCUCAGUUCUUGCAUGUUAACACCCACAUCUGACAGCUGUAUAGGUUAUAAUGGUAGCAGGGCCCUGGUCCUAUACUGGUCCUAUAUGUUCCAUUCCUUAUAUGGCCAUUCUGUCUUAGCUCUCCAACAUAAACAGCUUAGAUGCUGCUAAUAAUGGAAAUGUAAUCGAUAGUCAUGGGUUUUGCUCCAACACAACACAUGCCAGUAUUGUGGAAAACCUCAAUAAUUAUACCCAUUCCUAAAGCAUCUUAGCCCUCUUUGCUACAUGACCCUGUCACCUUGACAUCCUUAGGAAGGAAAUGCUUUGAGAAAAUUGUGAAAGGUCAUAUUCUCAGCACCACCCGUUUCAGUUUGCCAAUCAGCCCAGCAGAGGAGUUGAUGAUGCCAUUCUCACUCUCCUCAACAUGAUCUACAGACAUCAAGAGGGCGCCAAAUCCCAUCUCAGUGUUCUGUUUGUUGACUUUCCUUCUGCCUUCAACACAAUCCAGCCUUAUAUUCGGGCACAGAGACUCAUAAGUGACAUCUCCUGAGAUGGGGGGCUGGUUUUGUGGCUGUUGAACUUCCUGAGCCAGAUGUCACAGCGGGUCAAGUUGGGUGUCGGACAUAUGCACCACCAACACAGGCUCCCCACAGGGAUAUGUUUUGUCCCCACUCCUGUACAUUUUGUACACCAAUAGUUGUACUAGUUCCCAUCCGGACAGACACCUAGUUAAGUUCGCUGAUGACACUGCCUUGAUCAGCCUGUUGCAUGAUGACGAGGAACAACAUGGCCCGGUCCUAAAUGACUGUGUGGAGUGGUGUGAUGAAUCACACUUGGUCCUCAACGCCAACAAGACCAAAGAGAUGUGCAUAGACUUCAAGAAGCGUACAACACCUACCUCUGCAUCGUCUAUCAGAGGUCAGAACAUAGAGAUAGAGGAAUACAAAUACCUGGGUGUCCUCUUGGACAAUAAGAUUCAGUGGAGGAAAUGUACAGACCUGAUCUACUAAAAGAGUCAACAGAGACUGUACUUUCUAAAAAAGCUGGGAUCAUCUAAUGUUGAGAGUAUUUCAACUUUUUGUAUUGUGUGUUGGUUUGGCAAUUGCCCGUGUCAGCCAGAGAAACAUCCUGAGAAGGAUUAUCACCACAGCAAGCAAGGUACUUAGAGUCAAACAGACAGGCCCUCAGCAAGGCUCAUAAAAUUAUUUUUAGACCCAAGCCACCCCCUGUACCCGGACCUUGAACUACUCCCCUCUGGGUGCAAGUCUAGGGCACCCCCUUGCAUGAAAACUAAACUAGACAAUAAUUUGUGCCAGGUGUGAUAUCCCUCCUAAACAGUUCCUAUCGACCCAGUAAGGCCAGCAGGCUAGUCUUUUUUUAUUUGGAUGUAACUGUUAUGAAUAUUGUGCUGUCAAUUAGUGGUAUUGUCAUGUAUAUGUUUAAACACCAUGUUAAACAUGUACAUGAUACUGCAGCAACAUUUCCCCACGGGGAC